CUCUGGUGGAGUUUGUAACGGUGAGCUGGAGCUGAGAGAGGGAGAGAGGGAGAGAGGGAGAAGUCUUAUCUGUGGGUCUGCCAGCAGGAAAGCCUCUCCACAUUUAAACCGGGACGCCCCACUUCUGCUGGAGUCGGAGGAGACGCAAGCGCACAAAUGCAGCUCUAAUAUCAUUCAUUUCCCCGGACUGACUGGAUAUAUUCAAGGCAUCGCAUCCUACUGCUUCUGACAAAGACAGUGAACGGGAAUGCCUGUGGCGUCUCUGUCUCCAGCACAGAUUCAGAACUCAUCUGAGGGCAGGUGCUUUUGAUGAGAUCUAAGAAGGAGGACUUGCAGUAUACACAGUCAUCGAAAAGCUGGCGUGCCGGGGCUGACGGCGGCAGAUGAAAGGGAGGGAGGCCCCGUAGUGAUGGAGCUUCCUGUGGGCUUUAAUCCAAACUGGCACGUCUCGAUGUGCUCGAGUGACUCAGGAUAGCGGGCCUGCCGCAGACUACAUGAAAAGCUUGGCUAGAUUACUUUGGGCAUGACCCAUCUGCAGAAAUCGUCUCUGAAAGAACAGUUUGCCCUUCCAGAAGUCAUCUUCACCCUACCUUCAGGCCAUUUUCUUUUCCACGCUGGCUCUGAAGAUAAGGACUUAGAGAGGGCAAAGCAGGAGGGGUGUCAGGGUGUCGGGCAGGGGGCCGCUGGCGCACGAGGGAGGGGCAGCGCACAUCUCUGAAGGUGAGUGGGAGCCCACCCUCGCACAUGCUGUCCCCUGCCCACACCGGUCCUGCCGCCCUCUGCAAUGGUGACAUGACAGCAGAUGCCGCGGAGGACCUCAGCUUCACAUUGCCAUUUUUUUCACUGUCUUAUCUGACCCAUACAAUAGACAUUGUAAAUUGCUUUUGAACAGACGACAGUGUGUAUAUACUUAUCCAAGUGGCUGCAGGGUGAUGAUGCUGGUGUGUGGGCGCAUGAGGCGGCUCUACCGGCAGCUCACGCUGCAGACCAGCCUUCUGCUGCUCUUCCUCUUCUGCAUGGUCAGUGUACUCAUCUCAGCCUACUUCCUGUAUGGGGUCAAACGGGAGCUGGAGCCGGCAGGGGUCGGUGGGGUGGAGGGUGCAGAGGAGGGCACCGCAAACUGGGAGGAUCCACAAGCAACCCCCUCCCCACCCUCAGCCAGGGUUCUUCCUGCAAGAACUGCCAAACCAGCAGAUACGUCUCGCACUGACCCUGUGGUGCUGGUAUUUGUGGAGAGCCUGUACUCUCAGCUGGGUCAGGACAUCGUGGCCAUCCUGGAGUCAGGUCGCUUCCGCUACCAAACUGAGAUUGCCCCCGGCAAGGGCGACAUGCCCACCCUUACGGACAAGAACCGUGGCCGCUUCACGCUGGUCAUCUACGAAAACAUCCUCAAAUAUGUCAACCUGGAUGCCUGGAACAGAGAACUUCUUGACAAGUACUGUGUGGAGUAUGGAGUGGGCAUCAUUGGCUUUUUCAAGGCCAAUGAGAACAGUUUGCAGAGUGCCCAGCUGAAGGGUUUCCCCCUCUUCUUACACUCUAACCUGGGCCUGAGAGACUGCAGUGUUAACCCCAAGUCUCCCCUGCUUCUCAUCACCAAAGCCCUUGAGGUGGAGCGCGGACCUCUGCCUGGGGACAACUGGACUGUUUUCCAGUCCAACCACUCCACAUACGAGCCUGUGCUGUUGGCCCGAGGCCGGGUGGCUGAAGCUGGGGGUCCACCUGGUCCCGUGCAUGCGGCAGUGGUCCAGGACCUGGGGCUUCAUGACGGCAUCCAGAGAGUGUUAUUCGGGAACAACUUGAACUUCUGGCUGCACAAACUGGUGCUGGUGGAUGCGGUCAGCUUCUUGACAGGCAAGCGGCUGUCUCUAGCACUAGAACGCUACAUUCUGGUGGACAUCGAUGACAUCUUUGUGGGCAAGGAGGGCACACGAAUGAAGGUUUCUGACGUGAAGGCCCUGCUGGAGACACAAAAUGAGCUCCGAACUCAUGUACCCAAUUUCACUUUCAACCUCGGCUUCUCUGGAAAGUUCUUUCAUGCAGGCACUGAUGAGGAAGAUCUGGGCGAUGACCUUCUUCUGUCCUACAGUAAAGAGUUCUGGUGGUUCCCGCACAUGUGGAGCCACAUGCAGCCUCACCUAUUUCAUAACCAGUCGGUGCUGGCCGAACAGAUGCUGCUUAACCACAAGUUUGCCGAGGACCAUGGCAUCCCCACCAACAUGGGCUACGCAGUGGCUCCUCACCACUCUGGUGUCUACCCCAUCCACAUGCAGCUGUACGAGGCCUGGAAAAAGGUGUGGGGCAUCAAGGUGACCAGUACAGAAGAAUACCCCCACCUCAAACCAGCCCGCUUCCGCAGAGGCUUUAUCCACAGCGGCAUCAGUGUGUUGCCCAGGCAGACCUGCGGCCUCUUCACCCACACCAUCUUCUACAACGAGUACCCCGGAAGCCCUAAAGAGCUUGACAAACUCAUUAAUGGUGGAGAGCUCUUCCUCACGGUGCUUCUCAACCCUAUCAGCAUCUUCAUGACCCAUCUCUCCAACUACGGCAAUGACCGCUUGGGCCUGUACACGUUCAAGAACCUGGUGAAGUUCGUCCAGACAUGGACCAACCUGAAGCUACAGACCUUGCCACCUGUGCAGCUGGCCCAGAAAUACUUCCAGAUUUUUCCUGAGGAGAGGGACCCCAUCUGGCAGGACCCCUGCGAGGACAAAAGACACAAAGACAUUUGGUCAAAAGAGAAAACCUGUGACCGCUUUCCUAAGCUGCUCAUCAUAGGCCCACAGAAGACUGGAACGACAGCUCUUUAUCUGUUCCUGGGUAUGCAUCCUGACCUGACUAGUAAUUAUCCAAGUAAGGAGACUUUUGAGGAGAUCCAGUUCUUCAACGGUCGUAAUUACCACAAGGGCAUUGACUGGUAUAUGGAGCAUUUUCCUUUGCCUUCCAACACUAGCUCAGAUUUUUACUUUGAGAAGAGUGCUAACUACUUUGACUCAGAGGUUACGGCCCGGCGAGCAGCAGCCCUUCUUCCCAAAGCCAAGAUCAUCACGAUCCUCAUCAAUCCAGCCGACAGGGCCUACUCCUGGUACCAGCACCAGAGAGCUCAUGACGACCCUAUAGCACAGAAGUACACCUUCCAUGAUGUGAUAACCGCUGGCCGCGACGCCCCUAUCAAACUAAAGGUGCUUCAGAGUCGCUGUCUGGUGCCCGGCCUGUAUGCCACCCACCUCCAGCGAUGGCUCAACCACUACCAUCCUAGCCAGAUCCUGGUUCUGGAUGGUCAGAUGCUGCGGACAGAGCCUGCUUCAGUCAUGGAUAAGAUCCAAAAAUUUCUUGGCCUCACAAACGUACUCAACUACCACAAGAUCCUUGCGUUUGAUCCUAAGAAGGGCUUCUGGUGCCAGCUGCUGGAUGGGGGGAAGACUAAAUGCCUGGGAAAAAGCAAGGGGAGGCGGUAUCCUGACAUGGAUGUGGAUUCGCGAAGCUUCCUGAGAGAGCAUUACCGCGAGCACAACAUCGAGUUGUCCAAGCUGCUGUAUAAGAUGGGCCAGCCGCUGCCCAGCUGGCUACGAGAGGAGCUGCUCCACAGCAGGUAGCCAGAAAAGGGCGCAGGGUGCAACACUAAGGACAUACUCGCACUCCUCCCUGCGCUCCAGAGGGCAUGCUACCUCUCCAUCCUGGCCCCCUCCCCACUCAGAAUCUCAGCUACUGUACCUGGAUAAGCGAGGGCAGCCCACGAAGGCUUUCCCGCUUUAGAGGAUCUGGGCUCCAGGAGAUGAGAAAUGGAGAGGAAAAGCGGGGUGUCACAAGGGUGACCCUUUGGUACUCUUGUGUUUUGCUCUUCGGAAGGACAAGAGUGCCCAGGAAUGUUUGUCGGUACGCACACACAGUGGAAGCUUCUAAAGACUUCUUUUUUUCUUUCUUUCUUUUUUUUUUUUUAAAUCUCUUCCUGAUUGUCUGUGCGUGCGUAAGAGUUCAGCUCUAUGUCAUGACUCAUAGACACCCUCACACACGAUUUCAGAGAAGUUAUGAAGAGGUAAGAGAUUUUAUGAAUAAAAAUAAAAUUGUGCCAGUUUGGACAGCACACAGGUCAAUAAAGGAUGAACAAGUGCCAGGGUGGAACCUUCAACUCAGUUGUUUUUUUUUUUUUUUUUUGGUUUUGUUUUCGGUCAACUGUUUUAAGCAUUCUUUCAUGUACAUUUCAUGCUGUGUUGUAAACAAAGUAGGGAGGCAGUCUAGCCCUCUUUUUUUUUUCUUUUAGAUUGAGCCCACGCAUUACACCUACCCACUAAGAUGAAAUGUGACAGUGACAAUUCAUUAUGAUAUAUUUAUGGCUUUUAGUUGCAAAUCAUGGUACUUUCAAAAUACAAACAAAUAAGCUACAUCCAGAAUAAAUGUGAGUGUAAAUAUGGACAUGUAGAGUACCUGGGUAUCCUGAUAUGUGCAGUAAUUGCCUUAAUGCAACUUCAUGAAAUCUGUUACUUUUAAUUUGUCUAUGAUAUCCUUGACCAGAAGUGUUUUGAUAUGCCUUGAGGAGGUGGUCUCUUCAUAAGUCCAAAGAUGAUCAACAUCUUUAGCAUUUCAUUACCGGUCCCAGUGGAGAAGUAGCCAGUGCUUCACAAUAGUAUUACUGGACAGUUAAUGACGUAACGCCCCUUUUCAUUGUAAGUCAGCAUUUCUAAGAAUGUUUGUAUAUUAUUUGACCCCUUUUUUGAUGUCACAAAUGAUUGUCUUAGCAUUUCAUAAAAUCACAUCAUAUGUGAAUGGUUUGAGUUGGUCAUUGGGAUGUAUUAAAGAAUGUAUUGCUUCCUUUGGGAGAGACACUGGCAUUUGAGGGCUGUCUCAUUGAAAUGAUUUUUGUUUAGCAAUGAUGGACUGCUAAUACAGCAUGUAAAUUACACCCAUGAAUGUAAGCAUGGAUAUUGUAUUAAAGGUAUGAUGCCUUUUAGUGGCAAUCAAAGUAGGCAGUGGAACCAUACAGCUCCUGUUCACAGUGUUGAAGUUGGGUAGCUGUUUUUUGCUGCUGUAUUUACAGUAAUGAGAAACAUCAGUCCUUUAUUUUUUUUUUUCUUUUACUGUCCUCAUUUGAUUUGGGUGUUCUCUCUGCUUUGUCCAGUUGGUGUUUUAGAUUUUUAUGGACUUUGUCCUCCACUGCCACACUCAGUCAUUUAGAGCUUGUGGCAUCUGUGACCUAUUUCCAAGCAGCCUCUGUCUCAGUGCCCCUCUAACCUGUACUGCAAUACGUUCUCAGACCUGACAAGCAGAAACAUGCUAAUAUUCUGUAUGCCUUUGGAUCCAAAAGAAAACUGAAGUGGUGUAGAGUGAUUUUGUAUGCCAUUUGUGCAUAUGAAAAUCAUCUUUCUGAGGUGGCAAGAAGCACCUCUGAUCAUAGAUCUCUGAUCAUAGACCAUCUCAUUUCCGUUUGCUGAUGGUUGUUGAUCAGUGUAGCUUGUGGUUCCAUCCUUAUGAUGUUUUCUUUGCAUUUGCUUAAAGGUAGACCAAAAUGGAUUUGUAUUUUAAUGAAUCAAAGAUCUGAAGGCAUAAUUAUCCAACCCUGAAGAAGAGUGCUGACUUUGCUUUUGUCACAUUUUGUCAAAUGAAUGCACUCUCAUUGGUGGAGAGAAGCUAAUCCUGGCAAUCUCAGCUGCUUGAUACAGUAAUAUUCCUGUGUUUCAAAUGAAGUUUCAGUAAGAAAGUAAGGAUAAUGUGCUGAUUUCACAGCAUGGCAAUAUUUUCCACUUGGAGUCUUUAGUCAUUCUUUUAGAAGCAACAGUAUUUCUCAUUGUAUUUUUUUUCCUGUAUUGAAAACUGUAUCUGUACAAACUGGCUCUUUGUUUAUCUCAGAGCAUGAUGCUUGAAAAGCACAAUGUUUUUCUUUUUUCAUUAUUUGACCAAGGACUCUAGGAGAUAAUUACAUACCUCCUGUUAAAUGUAUCCUUUAUCAAGCAGGUUUUGCAUCAGUCCACAAUUUUUAGUGUUCACAGAAGAUUUUGUACUAGCACUCUAGUGGAGUCCGUUUGGCCCUUGUUGGAAGCGCAUGUCUGUGGUACUGACCCAUGCACCUUAUAUGUACUGUCUGGUUCUCAGUUUACACUCUUGAAGAUAAAGGUUCCUAAAUGGUUCUGUGUUUGGAUGAACAGUUUUAGGGAAAAAAGAAAAAAGGUUUGUCACAUUCCUACGUCUCAUUUACAGCCCUUUGCGAAAGUCAGAGACCAUCCUUUAUUUCAUUUCCAGUCAAAAUGACCAUUAAGGAAAGGAAAAAUGACACAGAAGCCCCAACUGUCAAGUCUUUUCAGUAUUUAGUGUGUCCACCCUUUACCCUAAUUACAGCUUUUAUUCAUUUCAGGAGACUUUUUUUCAAAGAAAUCUACAAAGAUACUCUUCCAAAGUUCAGUCUUAGAAGUUGGUUGCAUUUUCUGCAUUUCACAAUUGGUCGACCUAAAUACAUUUAAUGAUGUUGAGGUCUGCUCUCUGGGGUGGUCAGACCUUUGUUCUGAGAAUAUCAGCAGCUUCUUUUUGAUUUGAGUUUUCUUUUUUUACAUUUAUUUUGGUAUUUUGCUUUUGAAUAAUCUCAAAUAUCUUGAGGUCAUUAAUAACUUGUACUUUAAUGACUCUUUUGACUGGGUAUUAAAAAAGGUAGGGUGGUCUCAAACUCUGAUCAGUACUGUUUGAUAAUGGCUCUUCAAAGAGCCUUUAAAAGGUCCUUUAGGGAACCAAAGUGGUUCUUUUAUAGCAUCACUUUCAAAGAAUCCUUUUUGACACCUUUAUUUUUAAGAGUGUAGUUACAAAAUGACACAGACAACACCUUCAUGCUGCUCACAGAUCAGUCAUAUUGUCAACAGUAACACUUUGAUUUAUCAUGAUUUAGUAUUUCUAAAGGCACCCUAACUGACAACUGUAAUAACAAUGCAAUAUGAUCUUUCCUGGUUAAAUGGGAAGUUUUGCACCAAGCACAAAUAAUGUUUAUUUAAGCUUUCUGUGUGGAGAGGAUGUUUGUUGUGGGCCAGAAGAAUAGAAACUAGGAGAGAGUGAAGAGACUAUGGACUAUGAAAUUCUCUUCUUUUUGGGUUCCUUAAUUUUCACCACACACACACAAACACACACAGUGGUCCCCAUGAAAUUCACACUGCCAAUAUUGUGCUUUCUGUAUCAUAAUGUAGGAUAUCAAUAGAUAGUGAUCUAAUGAAAUAACUGUAAGGAAAAUAAUCAUCUGGACUGUACAAUCAAACCUAUCGUUGUUAAUAUUUUUUAUUGUUGGUAGCCAAUAUUUUUGUGAUUAAUUUGCAAAUAAAGAAACCACUGUCUUUUUA
Pygocentrus nattereri (red-bellied piranha) is the source of this 7307-nucleotide messenger RNA. It is a transcript of the gene ndst1b, whose product is annotated as N-deacetylase/N-sulfotransferase (heparan glucosaminyl) 1b. Gene Ontology annotation, cellular component: Golgi apparatus. The transcript has 17 exons. Gene Ontology annotation, molecular function: deacetylase activity; heparan sulfate N-sulfotransferase activity. Lineage: Eukaryota; Metazoa; Chordata; Actinopteri; Characiformes; Serrasalmidae. The record is from RefSeq and is a predicted model, not a curated record. The coding region runs from base 933 to 3593 and encodes 886 amino acids.